AAUGGAGCGAUCUCUAUCUCUCUCCUGCUUCCUCUUUCUCUCUCUUCUGCUUCUCUCUCCUCUCUCCUUGGCGAGCUUGACGGACGGCCUCGGUCUCGCCAGGUCAAGCUUCCCGUCCGUGCAGGCCCAGAGCCUCAUCAGAGCCCUCAAUCUCUUUCCUGACCACGAUGUCAACCUCAUCGACGGAGCCGAUGCCGGAGAUUCUCUCUCCUCGGCUGACCCGAACAAGAGGCUCGUCGAGAAGCGCUUCACCAUGCCCAACCUCGCCGACUCCGGCGUCUCCGUCGAGGACCUCGGCCACCAUGCCGGUUACUACAAGAUCGAGCACUCUUAUGCCGCAAAGAUGUUCUAUCUUUUCUUUGAGUCACGCGGCAGUAAGAAGGACCCUGUUGUCAUCUGGCUGACUGGAGGUCCAGGGUGCAGCAGUGAGUUGGCUGUGUUCUAUGAAAAUGGUCCUUUCAGUAUUGCAGACAACUUGUCUCUUGUUUGGAAUCAAUAUGGCUGGGAUCAGGCGUCUAAUCUUCUGUAUGUUGACCAACCUACUGGGACCGGUUUUAGUUACAGUUCGGACAAACGUGACAUUCGUCACAAUGAAUAUGGUGUCAGUAAUGACCUGUAUGACUUUUUACAGGCAUUCUUCGCAGAGCAUCCUAAUUUAGCGAAAAAUGACUUCUAUAUAACUGGGGAAUCAUAUGCCGGGCACUACAUACCUGCUUUUGCUGCUCGAGUUCACCGAGGAAACAAAGCUAAAGAAGGAAUUCAUAUAAAUUUGAAGGGAUUUGCCAUUGGAAAUGGGCUUACAGAUCCUGCGAUUCAGUAUAAAGCUUAUACGGAUUACGCAUUGGACAUGGGCAUAAUAACAAAGACUGAUUAUGAACGUAUCAACAAGGUGGUUGGUCCUUGUGAAGUGGCAAUAAAGCUUUGUGGCACUGAUGGUACGGUUUCUUGUAUGGCUUCUUAUUUUGUUUGCAAUAUCAUUUUUAGCAGCAUCAUAGCACGUGCUGGGAAUAUAAACUACUAUGACAUCAGGAAGCAAUGUGUGGGAAGCCUUUGCUAUGACUUCUCAAAUUUGGAGAAAUUCUUGAACCAGAAAUCUGUAAGGGCCUCUCUUGGAGUUGGGGACAUAGAGUUUGUGUCAUGUAGCCAUACGGUUUAUCAGGCCAUGCUGUUGGACUGGAUGAGGAAUCUCGAAGUGGGUAUUCCUACUCUUCUUGAAGAUGGAGUGAAGUUGCUUGUGUAUGCUGGCGAAUACGAUCUGAUCUGCAACUGGCUUGGGAAUUCAAGAUGGGUUCAUGCGAUGGAAUGGUCUGGUCAGAAAGAAUUUGUGGCUUCUCCUGAAGUUCCUUUCCUGGUUGACGAUUCAGAAGCAGGAGUUCUGAAAAGCCACGGACCCCUCAGUUUCCUCAAGGUCCACAACGCCGGUCACAUGGUUCCAAUGGACCAGCCCAAGGCUGCAUUAGAGAUGCUGAAAAGGUGGACUCAGGGUACUCUUUCUGAAACCGUCGCCGAACCAGAAAAAUUGGUUGCUCAGAUGUGAUCUCCCCGCUGUUUCUCGUGCCGAUGUAUGGUUUUCACUGUUUCUCAAUGUUGUAAAUAUCGCGCCUAUGUUUUCAGGCCCUUCUGGGAGAUAACGGUUACUAGACCAUGUUUUAUAAAAGUUUCCACAGUGAACUAUUGACUGCAUACAUGGGAAUCCAUACUUUGUUUUAUAAA
Morus notabilis is the source of this 1713-nucleotide messenger RNA. RefSeq names its product serine carboxypeptidase-like. The record is from RefSeq and is a predicted model, not a curated record. NCBI's taxonomy places the organism in Eukaryota, Viridiplantae, Streptophyta, Magnoliopsida, Rosales, Moraceae. The transcript is spliced from 9 exons. Gene Ontology annotation, cellular component: vacuole. The coding region runs from base 2 to 1537 and encodes 511 amino acids. Gene Ontology annotation, biological process: proteolysis. Gene Ontology annotation, molecular function: serine-type carboxypeptidase activity.